GCUCGCUCGCUCGCUCGCUCUUGCCCGGGCGCCCUGCUCUGUGGCUGGCAGGAGGCGCUGGCUGGCUGGCUGGCUCUCUCCGGCAGGAGGAUCGGGAAUGGGCGCCCGGGGACCGGCCAAGGCCCAGCCCCGCGGCAGACCCUCGGCCAGGCGGGAGCGGAGCGGCCAGGCGGGGAUGGCGGGGCGCCUGUAGAGAGAGCGAGAGCGAGAGAGAGCCUCCUCGUCCGCCGCCGCCGCCGCCGCGCGGGAGUGCCAUGAGCGGUGGCGGCGAUGAGGCUGUGUGAGCGCGGCGUCCAGAUGCUGCUGACCACCCUGGGCGCCUUCGCGGCCUUCAGCCUCAUGACCAUCGCGGUGGGCACCGACUACUGGCUCUACUCGCGCGGCGUCUGCCGGACCAAGGCCAUGAGCGACAACGACACCGGCCGCAAGAACGAGGAGGUCCUCACCCACUCCGGCCUCUGGAGGACUUGCUGCCUCGAAGGGACCUUCCGAGGAAUCUGUAAGCAAAUUAACCAUUUUCCAGAGGAUGCCGACUACGAACAAGAUGCGGCGGAAUAUCUCCUGCGUGCUGUGAGGGCGUCCAGCAUCUUCCCCAUUCUGAGCGUGGGUCUCCUAUUCUUCGGGGGCUUGUGUGUGGCCGCCAGUGAAUUUUACAAGAGCAGGCUCAACGUCAUCCUGAGCGCGGGGAUCUUUUUUGUGUCAGCAGGACUAAGCAACAUCAUUGGGAUUAUAGUUUACAUCUCAGCAAACGCUGGGGAUCCCGGGCAGAGCGACUCCAAGAAGAGCUAUUCCUACGGCUGGUCCUUCUACUUUGGGGCCUUGUCGUUCAUCAUUGCUGAGAUGGUGGGCGUCAUUGCCGUGCACAUGUAUAUUGAGAAGCAUCGCCAGAUCCGAGCCAAGUCUCACUCCGUGGCGCUGCUGAAGAAGUCCACCUUCACCCGCUUGCCCACCUACCGAUACCGGUUCCGAAGGAGAUCCAGCUCCCGCUCCACAGAACCCCGGUCGAGGGAUCUGUCUCCCAUCGGCAAAGGCUUCACCACCAUCCCCUCUACUGACAUCUCUAUGUUUACCUUGUCCCGGGAUCCCUCCAAGGUGACUAUUGGAACCCUGCUCAACUCAGAGAGGGAUCACGGGUUUUUACAGAUUCACAACUCCCUCCCCAAAGAGUUCAAGGAUUCGCUGCACAACAACGCUGCCAACAGACGGACCACUCCCGUCUGAGGCCAGGUGUGCUCCUGGGCGGCUGAGGGUGCUGGGUGUGGUGUACAGAGGUCUGUCGUCCAGACUGCAUGAUGUGAUUCUCCCCUCUCCCGUAGUGAUGAUGGUGUGUAACCAAUGAAACCUUUAUUCUUUGAAGAAGAAGAAGAAGAAGAAGAAGAAGCCCGCAGUGGGCUCUCUGCCCCCGGGCGGGCGGGCUGGCUGGUGUUUCCGGAAUCCUCAGUUGGCACUUGCCAGGCCAAGCCCCGGGGCCAGGGGUGGACUCCAUCGUCUCCUGUCCCUCAUUCUUUCAUCAAGGAUGGACACUGAGCUUGGCCGUGUGCCCCGGAAGUGGACUUUCGCAAGGGUGACUUCUAGGAGGCUCUGCCAAGGAGCGAGGAAAUGGCAUUGCUGCUGCUGCUGCUGCUGCUGCUGCGUCCACAUAGCCAUCUGCCCCAUUUGUGUGGUGUGUUAACCCAGAGGCAGCAUUUCUGGGAAAUCUCCAAGCAUGAAACAGUGAGCCGGAGGGUGUAUGAGUAGGCCAUGCCUCAGGCAUAGGGAAGGGUCUCUGUUCUCGUUUGCAUGCAUUCAAUAGUAUGGGAUCUGGUUUCCUCCCCUAGGACUGGAAAAUGUGCCCCUUGUCCAUUGCGACAGUUUCCAGAAGGCCUCCAUAUACCUUCCUCCAUAUUCAAAGGUCACAUUGAGGACUUGGGGGCAAAAGCCCCCUUCCUCCAUCUCGUCGAGGUCCUGGUAGUAGACCCCUGCCUGCAGGUCAGCCUUUACUGUUACAGGUGGGAUAUGAGAAGUCCCCAAAAGGAACCCAGGUGCCUAGCAGCAGAUGCCUGGACACACCUGAGCAGUUGGGUCAGGUUUGCCCCUGACCUGUGGGGUCUAGCACCCGUCUAUGGCCUGUACAAACGGGCGAUAUCCAAAGGGUCAAGGAAAGCGUGUAUACCAAUAAAACACACUUGGAUCAGCA
Messenger RNA from Sphaerodactylus townsendi, 2176 nucleotides. RefSeq names its product calcium voltage-gated channel auxiliary subunit gamma 3 (gene CACNG3). The record is from RefSeq and is a predicted model, not a curated record. The transcript has 4 exons. The coding region runs from base 271 to 1221 and encodes 316 amino acids. Gene Ontology annotation, cellular component: postsynaptic density membrane; AMPA glutamate receptor complex. Gene Ontology annotation, molecular function: channel regulator activity; voltage-gated calcium channel activity. Lineage: Eukaryota; Metazoa; Chordata; Lepidosauria; Squamata; Sphaerodactylidae. Gene Ontology annotation, biological process: positive regulation of synaptic transmission, glutamatergic; regulation of AMPA receptor activity; neurotransmitter receptor internalization.